Paramuricea clavata is the source of this 7103-nucleotide messenger RNA. The record is from the annotation of a GenBank genome assembly. Lineage: Eukaryota; Metazoa; Cnidaria; Anthozoa; Malacalcyonacea; Plexauridae.
AUGCCAGUCGGAUGUGUCAUACGUGGGUGUACCAGUGAUGCACACUCUUCUGCGGAAGCUAUUGCAUUUCACAGGUAUUUAUUUUUUGUUUACUUUACUAAAAUUUCACAGGUAUUUAUUUAUUGUUUACUUUACUAAAAAUUAACAUUUCACAGGUAUUUAUUUAUUUUUUGUUUACUUUACUAAAAAUAAACAUUGUUUCCUUCCAAGGUCCCCAAGGUGGGCAAACGGAGAAACAAUGUUUCCGCAACAAAAAUCUUACUAGGGAAACGUCAAAUGUUUCUGAACUUGAUAGGAAACAUUCUUGUUUCCCGGGAAGCAAAACUUGUUUCCGCAACAAUGUUUCCAUGGGUGGGCAAAUGGGAAAACAUUCAAGGAAACAUUGAGAAUCACAAAUGUUUCUGCAACAAUGUUUCCUAGUUUGCCCAGGGCUUAAGUAUACACACAAAAAACAAACAUAAACCUGUGAUAUUAGAUACUUCAAAGAAAAUAUAACAAAAACAAGUCUAUUUUUACACAUUUUCACUUUUGACAUGACUGUGUACAUCACCUACAACAAAAAAACAAAAAUAAAUAAGACAAGCAAACAGACAGAAGGGUGAAAAUAAAGCUGAAUUCACAUAAAAAUUAUAAUUAUUGUUAUAGAUUUCCUUUGAAAAAUAAUGCUUUACUAAAAUGUUGGGAGAAUUAUGUUGAAAAAGUUAAUAAAAAGCCAUGGCAAGUCAACCGGUACAGUCGUAUAUGCAGCAAGCAUUUCCAAUCAACUGAUUAUAUCUUGCCUCCUUCAUCCAACAACACAUGCAGACUCAAAAAAUAUGCUUUUCCAUCUGGUUCACCUGUACAUUCUGACCCACCAACAUUAACAGCACAUGAUGAGGAAUUAAACAGAAGAAUAAACAAGAGACCAUGUCCAGCCUAUGAAAAUGAUGCUUCAAUUCCAGAAAAAAGACCAAGAUUUGCCUCAAGUGAUGAAAGAGAUGAAUUACACACAAAAUUACAGCAAAAAAUACGUACACUACAGCAAAAGCUAAGAAGAACCAAGAAGAAGAUGAACACCAUGCAUGACGUUAUUCAAUUCCUAGAAGAAAAAUUAGUGUUAAAUCCCAAAGAAUCCGAAGCUCUGCUGUCCACCCUCAACAACACUCAACUCAAAUUUCUCUACAACUUCCAAGACAACAUCAAGUCUGCCCCAUCAGCAAGAAGAUACAGUGACGAAAUUAAAGAAUUCGCAUUGACAUUGUAUUUCUAUUCUCCCAGGGCAUAUAAAUAUGUCAGGUCUUUGGUUCCACUCCCCAAUCCAUCACUGAUUAGAAAGUGGUCUUCCUCAUUCAAGUGUGAUCCAGGCUUUAUCGAUGAGGCAUUCACAUCCCUUUCUCAGAAGGUAGCUCAAUCAAGUAAUGACAAAGAUUGCUGUUUGGUAAUAGACGCAAUGUCUAUCCGAAAACAAACCAUCUGGAAUCCAGAAAAAGACUCGUACUCAGGAUUUGUAGACUUUGGAAAUGAGAUUCCUAAUGAACAUCCAGAAAAAUUGGCCACAGAAGCUUUGGUUUUUCUUCUGGUAGGUACCAGAAGUCAUUGGAAAUGUCCAGUGGGAUACUUCUUGGCUGAUAAAAUGAAUGCAAAGGACCAAGCCACACUGGUAAAAAAAUGUCUUGAAAAAGCUGCAAAUGCUGAUCUAAAAGUGUGGUCAGUAACAGCUGAUGGCACAGCUGUUAACAUUAGUACAUUCGAAACACUAGGUUGCAAAUUUUCUGGCAACUAUGAAUCCAUCGAAAGCUCUUUUAAGAAUCCAACAACCAAAGAAGAUGUCUUUGUGAUACUCGAUCCCUGUCAUAUGCUCAAAUUGGCUAGGAAUGCACUAGCAGAUAUGGGAUCCUUUGUUGAUGGAGAUGGCAACAUCAUAAGAUGGAAACAUAUCGAAGAGCUUCAGAAUGUUCAAGAACAAGAAGGGUUGAACCUGGCAAACAAACUGUCCUCAAAUCACAUACAAUUUCAAAGUCAUAAAAUGAAAGUGAGUCUUGCGGCACAAACUUUAAGUUGCUCUGUUGCAGAUGCGAUUGAGUUUUUGGACUUGACACAUAAUUUGUCUAGCAACAGCAAAGGAACAACAACAUUUAUUCGAACAAUCGAUCAACUGUUUGAUAUGUUGAAUUCCCGUAAUCCAAUAGGAAAAGGUUUCAAAAAGCCACUUAGACCAUGUGACAAAGAAAAAUGGCAGGCAACCUUUUCAUCCAUAGCAGAGUACCUCCAGAAGUUGAAAACAAAUGCACCACAGCCUCGACUGCUUUCUCAGACAAAACGAAAAACAUUUAUAAUUGGAUUCAUUGCUUGCAUAAAAUCAACUAUUUCAAUGGCUAACCAAAUGUUUGAACUGACCACCAAACCUAAACCUUUCAAUUAUUUAUUAACUUAUAAAUACUCUCAGGAUCAUCUUGAACUUCUAUUUUCAUGUAUACGUUCCAGAGGAGGCUGGAAUAACAAUCCAAAUUGCCUGCAGAUGAAGUAUGCUCUACGAAAAAUGCUAAUGCAAAACGCUAUCACUGCAUCAAAGAAUGCGAAUUGUAUUGAUUUCACAGGAUGCAGUAAUAUUAUUCCUAUCUUUCACACAAGAAAGCAUCAAAAGAAAACCACUGAAGAACAGUCACAAAAUAAAGAAGGCAGUUCAAAUUCCAGUGAGGAAAAUGAGAUAAACCUUAUGUAUGAACAUUUGGCAUUUCAAGAACAUAGUGAAUUCAUUCAAAAUGUUUUGUUUUAUAUCUCUGGGUACAUUGUGUCAAAACUCAUGGACAAACUGUCUUGUUCAGAGUGCAAAAAAUGCCUGGUGCCUCUGCCUACACAGCUGCCAAUCAAUGGACAUGACUAUACUGCAAGUUUAUAUCAUGAAUGUGGAAAGGCAUCAUCUUUUACAACUUUUGUGAAUAAAGGUGGUUUGCAGAUACCGUCAACAUCCGUUUUUAGAACAAUUCAGUACUGCGAACAUAUUUUUAGGUCAACUAUAACAGGAGAAAACAGCCAGUACAUUAGUCACGAAUCCAAUUUGAAGAAAAAAAUGAUUAUCCAAGUGUGCCAACAUUUCUCCCUUGAUUCCACCAAAGAACUAUUCCCGUAUCACGAAGAAGGACUUAACGAGAUGUUACUCGAAGAUGACCAUAGAACAAAAUUGACCAAAUGUGUGGCAGACAAAUACUUAACGCUGCGGUUGUUCACGUAUGGGAAGAAAUACACGAAGGAAAUUGCAAACAAAGGCAAUCAAAGUAUCAGACAUAAGUUUAAUAAACUGAUUUUGUUCAAGAACCAAUAAGUAUUUAAAUUUCACGUUCAUGAAUGUUUAAUAAUAAAUUUUAAUAUAUUAAUAUAAAAGGCACUUACGUGUUUACAACUUUAGAAUCUCCGAUCCAUGUCGUUGGUGUACACAUUCAAUUUGACAUUCAAUUUGAACGAAAAAAUAUUUAAUUUCCCCCGAUAUACCGAUCGAAUACAUGUAUGAAAAGUUAUGAUUCGUACUCAUGUAUUGAAUCAAAAUUUAACAAGAGUACGUACGCCUUCCUUGGCAAUCACAUGUUGCUGUAAUGCAUCGCUGUUCUUCGGCGCCACGCAGGAAACGCGACAACGCGCGGGAAUUUUACCUCCAGACACGCGUGUCUGGAGGUAAAAUCUGGCUUCAGGCAAGUCUGGGCAUGUUCAGUUAAGGUAGCGUUCCAUAUAUUUUAGUUCAAUGGGAGGAUGUUACAGUACUCGUCGAAGAGAAUCUAGCUUCAGUUCUCCAUAGGAGAAAACGUGCAAGGUCGGUGGAUAGAGUCAAUCUUCUUACAAACGAGUGAGGCAAAAUUCAGACAACAGCAUGUUAAUUACUGGGAUAAUUGUGUUGUACAUCCUUACAGAGCAGCAUAUGGUGGUCUACUUCAGAAAUGUUGACGCUUAUAGGACCAAGAAAAUUCAACUAAAUAUCCCAAAAUUUGAAGAAAGAGAGAAAAGAAAACUAAGAACGAAAACAAGAAAGAAAACAAAACUAUAUCUUUUAGUUCCAUUUACUGGCCUUUGAUACAGGAAAGCUGCAGGUUGGCCACCAUUUGCUGCGUGAUAGUACAUUAUGCUCAGGGAAACCCACCAAUUUACACCCACGUUUUAUCUAACUACGAGCUAUACAAAUUUGUUGAUGGUAAUUGGCGUUACAUUUAUCCGCUUUCAGCUGGUUUGCGGUCGCUAUUCUUCUAGUCUACAUGGGGAUCGUGAUGGUGAUUCUGUUAAACGUUCUCAUCGCCCAACUCAGCUAUACGUUCGGUGAAUCAAUGAAGAUGGCAAGACUGCAAUACGCUGCUGAUAAUAUGCGAAUUAUCACUCGUACGGAGAACAGUCGAUUCCCGUGUUUGGUAAGCGAAACCCAUUGAACUCCGUAUAUAAUCUGGAGUCAGAACUUCUCAAGUAAUUCGCUAUGUUUUUAUUGAAGAAUUUCAGAGUUAAGAAUUAUAUUGAAGGUGACUAUAUCAGUGAGGAAGACUUGGCGAAAGGUACUUGCAAGGAUCGGAUAUUACUGUAUUUUGUAGUGUUAUCUAAGACUUGAGCCUGUAGUUAGUGUGUCAGUGUUUACCUUUUGAAUCGCUCCAGUCCAGAUAGACAAAUGGGUCAAUAUACUAAUUGGUAAUGGUUUGUCAAGCUAUUCCGUUGCUCUAUUUCCUAAAUGCUUGUCUUUUUUGAAGAAUUAUUAGAGUUCACGGAAGACAGGCAUCCUUGGGAGACAGCGGAAGAGAGGAUUAUCGGUGUGAGGUAUUUCCGCUUUACAAUUCUACAUGCAGAACACUUCCUUGAGUUCUUGCAUUAACAUUAUAUGCGGUGUUUGGUCCGUACAUAUUUUAAGAUUUUCAAUUAUAUACUUCCAUUGUAUAAUAUUUUCUGCUUCCAGAGAGACUAUGCGAAGAGUAGUGAAAGGCGAAGAAACGGAUCCUUGGGAAACUAUUGACGAAAAACUAACUACUCUGACGUGAGUAAAUUUGGCGAUACUACUAUUACGUAAAAUGAAAAAACUGAUCAUUAUUUUCUUACUUUGAAAACUGUAGGUUGACCAUCAUUUACCGCAUGGCAGUGCUUAGUGAAACCCAUCUUUAUUUUAACAAAAUCUCUAACAAUUUAUGUACAUUGAUUGAUUUAGUUUAUCGGAAAAGGAAACAAGAGAAUCCAUUUAUGAAAAACUGACGUGAGUAGAUAUAAUCUUUGAUUUAUAUUUCAGACAAAAAAACCCAACGCAUUUAUCUCGUAUAUGUUACAACAACGCAUUUCUGAAAUUUUACUUUUGCCGUUUGUCUUUACAUACAAAUUGUGUAAUAGUGCAUGUACUUCCCAAAUUAAACGGAAAGCCUGCGGACAGUAUAAUCAGUUGUAAAUGGGCAGUUUUGCAUUGCCAGCAAGCUAAUACAGUACGGGUUAUGGGUACGUGAAGAUGAUGAAUUUAUGAACUAUAAAUAACUUAAUUGUUUUUUGUUUGUGGAAACACCACGUAAAUUUAUUACUGCAUAUUUAAAUUUAUUAUUAUUUAUUACUGCAUUUUUAAAUUUAUUAUUUAUUCUUUACGUGGUGUUUCCACAAACAAAAAACAAUUAUAUUUUAUCGCCAUGCAAACAUUCAAAGAACUUAUAAAUAACUUGUUUAGCGAUACGAUCUGUUAGGCGAUACUUGAAUAAGCUGGAAAAAAUGCUGUCCAAAAAACUGUUUUUCAACUUGCGAUGAAAAGUAGACUUGAAUUUCAGCCAUCUAGUCUUGACUUGCAUGCAAGGCCAAUGGGGAGCUUAAGCAAGCGACGUUUUUGUCAACACGGACGUUGGAUUGCCGAGAGGGGACUGGAUUAAAAACUGUGUUUGUGUCAGUUAGUGGUAAUCUUCGACACAUAUGACAAAAUAUACAAUUUUUAAAGUAUUUCGUUUCUUUACACGAGCGCUAUGCAUAGAUAUCUUAUAUACACUAGAUAGCGCAUCUCUUUUAGUAAAAUUGAAGCCAAGAAUAAUAGAAUAUUCCAGCGGUUACCCCCAUUUGAAUAGAUGGCGGCCAUGUUGGAAUUUCCCACUCGCUAAAAAACGCAUAAAAAACAACAAUAACUUUCAUCAAUUGAAUAGUUUGAAAAUGUAUUUGGAAUAGGUUUAACUUAAUGUUUAAGUUCCCUGUUUAAGAAAUAGAAAACAUACGAGUCUUCUCAUUUCAUGGGAAUAUCCUGAGUCUGCAAUCACGGCUUCAAUUUUUGAAUUACAGAAUAAUUAGAUGCACUAUCUAGUGUAUAUAAGAUAUCUAUGGCGCUAUGAUGCAAAAUGCCGCCAAAAUUAGUUAUACUAAUUUUCGGGUGACGUCCGUGCAGACAAAAACGUCGCCUGCCUUAAGCUCACUAAUAAACCACUUCCGAUUUACUUCUAAACAGACGCUCAGUGCAAGAUUCAAUACUAAAUGAACCUAAUUCGGUAAAGGUCUAUUAGCAUGCAGUUUUUAUUCGUGCAGAUAAAUGUAGAGCUCAGUGCUCUGCACACCAGAGGCGAGGUGAAAGACCCAUACACUUAGGGGCUGUUUACAUGAGCCCGGUUUGCUGGGUUGGCCCGCUUAAAUGGGGCGCCCGGCUUCAUAGUAAUUUCCAACACAAAACAAUUUUAGUUUACAUGACAACCGAGCCAGCCCGGUUAGCCCCAAUGGGAUCUCACUUGACUCAAACGGGGCGCCCGGACAGCCGGGCUGAAAUUUCUCCAUGUGAAGUAUCCAGCCCGGGCAACCGGGCUAGAACAAAAACUUCAUUUAAAAUGAAAUAAAAUAAAAAUAAAAGACAGAAACUGAUAUUUUUCUUGAUAAAGUUUUAUUUCUUCAAUUAAUCUUGCCGACAAAGUAGUUUUAAUCGAUUAAAUUUGCCAAUAAAGCACAAAUUCGACUCCCGUGACAGACGUUACACUGUUAACUCGUAAACAAGUUUUUCCCGCCAAACCAAGUUUUUCCAGCCCGGCAAACGUCUCAUCCCGGCUAGCCGGGCUCAUGUAAACAGCCCCUUAAACACGAUGCUACACCACCAUCACCUGUAAUAUUUCAUUAAUUUCCGUCAUUUUAGAGCGAUAUUGAGAAGACUGCCGGAGUCACGGUGA